AUUUCAUUCGGCGGCUGUCAGGACGACAACAGCUUCUCACUUACUCGUUAUCGCUCACCGUGAGGCUCGUUUCGAGAAGACUCAUCACUUUGAUUUGGGUGGAAAUUUAUUUUAAGGGCCUACACCAGUGUGUGGGUUAGUCAAGCAUGAAGUCCAAAGGAAAAGGGUCAAAGCGGGGCAGACAGUCUUGGGCAGAGCAGGACGACCCAGACUUCACCCUGGAAACAGAGCCAGGUUCCAGCGAACAGGAGGGUUCGGAGGCAUCCAUGAGGCUCGGUGGAUCAUGGAGAACGUUGAGAGGUGAGGGGCAUGGUGGUACACGGGUGGGCAAACGUCGUAGACGACAACGCGGCAGUGCUAAGGAACGCAACGUGCGCAGGCUGGAGAGUAAUGAGAGGGAAAGGCAGAGGAUGCACAAACUUAACAAUGCUUUUCAGGGCCUACGAGAGGCCAUUCCUCAUGUUAAAACAGACAAGAAACUUUCCAAGAUCGAAACUCUGACACUGGCCAAGAAUUACAUCAAGGCCUUAACCACCAUCAUACUGGGCAUGUCUAAUGCCUGCCUGCCUCAUGCGGAGGGUCACGUGGAGAUGAACGCCUCCCGGCUCCUGCAGUGCUAUCAGCAGCAUCUGGAGGAGGAGGGGGAGGAGGGUCUCUCCAGCUACCUGAGCCAAAUUCACAGCUUCAGCCAAGACAGCUAACAC
Molecule: messenger RNA, 704 nt
Organism: Xyrauchen texanus (razorback sucker)
Lineage: Eukaryota; Metazoa; Chordata; Actinopteri; Cypriniformes; Catostomidae
Gene: bhlha15
Product: basic helix-loop-helix family, member a15
Exons: 2
Coding region: 147-701 (184 amino acids)
Molecular function (GO): protein dimerization activity
Source: RefSeq, a predicted model, not a curated record